This is a messenger RNA of Aspergillus puulaauensis, 1794 nucleotides long. RefSeq lists its product as uncharacterized. The coding region runs from base 1 to 1794 and encodes 597 amino acids. The record is from RefSeq and is a predicted model, not a curated record. Gene Ontology annotation, cellular component: mitochondrion. Lineage: Eukaryota; Fungi; Ascomycota; Eurotiomycetes; Eurotiales; Aspergillaceae. Gene Ontology annotation, biological process: branched-chain amino acid biosynthetic process. The transcript has 3 exons. Gene Ontology annotation, molecular function: dihydroxy-acid dehydratase activity.
AUGGCCGAGUACGCUCGAUUUCCUUGUCUGCCAGACGACGCAAAGCAUGAGGAUGGAACUCCAGCUCUCAAUCGCCAUUCCACCUUUAUCACAAGAGGACAUGACUUCCCUGCUGCUAAGGCUAUGCUGUACGGUGCAGGAGUCCCCGACCCAGAGACAAUGGCAAAGAGCCCACAUGUCGGCAUUGGAUCUGUUUGGUGGGAAGGAAAUCCGUGUAACAUGCACCUGUUGGACCUGGGGAAGACGGUAAAAAAGGCAGUGCAGGAACAGGAUAUGGUUGCCUGGCAAUAUAAUACAAUCGGAGUCUCGGAUGGCAUCACAGUGGGCCACGAGGGAAUGCGAUUCUCCCUGCAGUCGCGUGAAAUCAUCGCUGAUAGCAUCGAAACCGUCACCUGCGCUCAACACCACGACGCGUGCAUCGCCGUCCCCGGCUGCGACAAGAACCUCCCUGGCGUGGUGAUGGGAAUCGCGAGGCACAACAGACCGUCGGUCGUUAUAUACGGGGGAUCGAUCCAGAUUGGCUUCUCCCAAACCCUUCGCAAGCGUCUCAAUCUGGGGUCAGCCUUCGAAGCAGCCGGUGCAUAUACGUACGACACCUUGCAGGACUUAGCAACCGAAGACAGCAUUAAAGGCCUCCACGCCAAGGACGAGAUAAUGGACGAUAUUGAGCAACACACCUGUCCCACUGCUGGAGCCUGUGGAGGGAUGUUUACUGCAAACACCAUGGCCACGGCGAUUGAGUCUCUCGGCCUGAGUCUGCCCGGCUCGGCCUCAACGCCUGCUUCCUCUCCUUCGAAAAUGAGGGAGUGCGUAAAGGCCGCCGAGGCGAUCAAGGUCUGUUUGGAGAGGAACAUCAAGCCUUCUGAAAUCCUAACUAAACGAUCCUUUGAAAAUGCUUUGGUCAUGGUGAUCGCCCUUGGAGGCAGUACUAACGCUGUUCUCCAUCUGCUGGCCAUGGCACGAACUGCAGGCGUCGACCUCACCCUUGACGAUAUCCAGAGCGUGAGCAAUAGAAUACCAUUCAUCGCCGACCUGGCUCCAAGCGGGAAAUACCUCAUGCCAGACCUGUAUGAAAUCGGCGGUGUCCCUUCAGUACAAAAGCUAUUGAUCGCCGCUGGGCUUCUCGACGGCGAAAUACCCACUGUGACUGGGAGGAAGUUAGCAGAGAAUGUUGCAGGAUUUCCUUCACUUCCGCCUGAUCAAGUUAUAAUCCGGCCUUUGAAUAGUCCCAUCAAGGAAACAGGCCAUAUUCAGAUCCUGCGAGGAAACAUCGCCCCGGGCGGCUCCGUGGCAAAGAUUACCGGCAAAGAGGGAACGCGUUUUGUUGGUAGGGCCAUGGUGUUUGACAAGGAGAGACAUCUCAACCAGGCCCUGGUUAAGGGCGAGAUUCCCCGUGGCGAGAAUAUCGUCAUCGUGGUCCGGUAUGAGGGACCCAAGGGAGGUCCAGGGAUGCCGGAGCAACUCAAGGCAAGUGCCGCAAUUAUCGGAGCUAAGUUAACAAAUAUCGCCCUUAUAACGGAUGGGAGAUAUUCAGGGGCGAGCCAUGGAUUCAUCGUGGGCCAUAUUGUUCCUGAGGCUGCGUCUGGGGGUCCUAUCGCGGUGGUCCAGACAGGCGAUGUCAUCACAAUCGAUGCGGAGAAAAACCAGAUCAGUAUGAAUGUUUCUGACGAGGAAAUAAAAUACCGACUGGACAUCUGGAAACCCCCAAAGCCUGCUAUAACUCGUGGUGCUCUGGGAAAAUACUCCCGUCUGGUGGGUGAUGCCUCCCAUGGCGCAAUGACCGAUCUCUUCUAG